Molecule: messenger RNA, 1804 nt
Organism: Mytilus californianus (California mussel)
Lineage: Eukaryota; Metazoa; Mollusca; Bivalvia; Mytilida; Mytilidae
Product: serine/threonine-protein kinase SBK1-like
Exons: 4
Coding region: 669-1712 (347 amino acids)
Biological process (GO): peptidyl-serine phosphorylation; peptidyl-threonine phosphorylation
Molecular function (GO): protein serine/threonine kinase activity; ATP binding
Source: RefSeq, a predicted model, not a curated record
CGUCAUCUGUUAUCCGGAAACUACACCUUUUCAUGCGGAGAUUUUCAAUACUAAAACAACAACGAUCUAAAUGUAGAAACUGAUAGAAGAUUGCAGUCUUAAUUAUCUGAUGCUAAGAAUUCCUCAAUAAAAUAUAAUUUAAGUUAAGAAAGAUAUCGAUUUUCCGACCUCUAGUUGCUCAGACGGAUAAUUACGAUAACAGUUGUCAAUCUAGUAUGAGGAAAAUCUGAAGAAAUGGAAAUCUAAAUCUAAGCUGCUUUGCUCGCGGGUAUAUAUGUAUUUUAUCUUUCGUAUCGAAUAGAUAAUAUGCAGAAUUAAAUAAUAACAUUCAGUGUGCAUCAGUAAGAAGUUGAAAUACUGCUGUUGUUAUCUCUUCUGGCGGCGUCAACGUAGCUUCACGUGGAUACAUGAAAACAAGCAUAGAUGUACGCAUUUUCUUUGAAGAUUUGACCGAAUUAUGCUGUCUUAAGGAUAGAAACUAUCAAAGAACUUCAAAACAUUUGAAAGACGAUUUAAUUCAGUCAGGAUAUAACCUCAAAUAGUAAUCUAUGUCUACUCUGCGGAACAGGUUUUGCUCAUUGUUGAUGGACGUACGGUGACCUAAAGCAGUUAAUUCUACUUUAUUUGGUCUCUGAUGGAGAUGUGAAGCUCAGAAAAAAUUUCUAACAAUGAGUAACAACACUUCGAACAUUCCAAGAUCGCCUAGAUUAAGCACACCAGAUAAUCUUCUUCAACUUUGUUUACGAGAUCAUUACGAUAUUUUGCGAGAACUUGGAAGAGGAACAUACGGCAAAGUCGUUUUGGCAAAAUGCAGAGAAACUGGAACUAAUAUUGCCCUGAAAAUCCUUCCAAAGACGCACGUUAAACUGAAGGAAUUUCAAAGGGAAUUUAACCUUAGCUACUUUCUGUCGCCUCAUACUAAUAUUGUUGACACAUACAAUGUUGCAUUCGAAACCAGAGUUUCUUUUGUAUUCGUACAGGAAUUUGCGCCUUUCGGUGACCUUUUUGAUCUCAUUUCGCCACAGGAAGGAAUGUCAGAAAAAGAUUCAAAAACCGUAAUGAAACAAAUUUCGUCGGCACUGGACUUCAUGCAUAGUAAGCAAUUGGUACAUCGAGAUAUCAAACCUGAAAACAUUCUAGUGUUUGAGAAAGACUUCAGCAAAGUUAAGCUUAUGGAUUUCGGCAUGUCAAGAAAAGAAGGUACAAUAGUUAGAAAAGUGAAUGGAUCCAUUCCAUACACACCUCCGGAAAUUUGUGAUGCCGUCAGAAACGAAAGCAUCAGUGUCUCUUCUUCCGGUGACAUGUUUGCAUAUGGAGUAUUGCUUUUCUGUAUGUUGACGGGGAAUUUUCCAUGGGAAAAUGCUGACAUCAGUGACAUUUACUAUAACGAAUUUAUUCAAUGGCAACGAAGAAAAACGACCAAAAUUCCAUCCCAAUGGCGAAAAUUCACACCUCGUUUAAUGAGGUUCUUUAGAAAGGCACUUGACUGUAAACCGGAAAGACGAUGUGAGGUGAAAGACAUUAGUAAAUACAUUAACGACAAUUGGUUACGUCAAACCAAAACGUCUAACGACAGUGAUUUUGAAGAUGACGUCACGGAUAGUGAUCACAUGGACAAAUUAACAAAUAUUUUACAAGAUCACGGUAUUGAAACUAAAGUAGACAAACGAUUGCGGGAACGCAGAAUUUCUGAAUGGUUGCUAGCAUCGUAAUAUAUAUACCAAUACAUCACUCACCAGAGAGCUUUCAUUAAAGUAUAUAUUCAUAAAAUUUAUUUGAAAAUAAACAGAUAUGUCAUAUUUUA